Molecule: messenger RNA, 2504 nt
Organism: Oncorhynchus nerka (sockeye salmon)
Lineage: Eukaryota; Metazoa; Chordata; Actinopteri; Salmoniformes; Salmonidae
Product: zinc finger protein Aiolos-like
Exons: 8
Coding region: 130-1767 (545 amino acids)
Biological process (GO): regulation of transcription by RNA polymerase II
Molecular function (GO): RNA polymerase II cis-regulatory region sequence-specific DNA binding; DNA-binding transcription factor activity
Source: RefSeq, a predicted model, not a curated record
UCCAUAACGCGAGGCGAUCCAGUGGCGGAGAAGGGAAUCUGAACGGCGGGAGAGACAGGUGAAUUUAAAACUGGACGUGAGCGCUUCAGUAUCAGGGGGAGAUACACACAUUACAGAGAAUCAUUGAAGAUGAACACAGAGGAAAAACAAGAGCUCAAGUCAUCACAAGAUGAAAUGAUGGACGUUAGCAGCGCCGUGACAGAUGAGAGGCCACAGACAGAGGAGGAGGAGAGAGGAGAAGGGGCAGGGGAGAGACAGGGAGAGGAAGAGGAGGCCCCAGGGAAGACCUCAGAGAGUGGAAUGGAGUGCUCAGAACCCACAGGAAACGAGGGAAUGACAGAUGGGGUUCCUGUGAAAACUGAGAACGAAGAGUAUGACGACAAUGACGAUCAGUACCCCAAGAGUGAAGAAGAAGGUGAACGAGACAAUUACCUUUAUGAAGAAGAGGAAGAGGAGGAGAAGGAAAGGGAUGAGGAAGACGAAGGAGAAGGGGAGGAAGAGGGAGAAACCCUUAACGAACCACAGGACCUGUCUCUGGCAGAUUAUGUAAAGUAUGAGAGCACAGGCCCGCAGGACGCCCACACCGACUCCUCGCCGUACGCAGCAGAACCCCGCAGCAAGCUCAACUGUGACAUCUGUGGCCUGUCCUGCGUCAGCAUCAAUGUGCUGCUCGUACACAAGCGAAGCCACACCGGUGAACGUCCGUUCCACUGCAGCCAGUGUGGCGCCUCCUUCACCCAGAAGGGAAACCUGCUUCGCCACAUCAAACUGCACUCCGGGGAGAAGCCCUUCAAGUGCCCGAUGUGCAACUACGCCUGCCGCAGGCGAGACGCCCUCAGCGGACACCUGCGCACACACUCAAUAGAGAAGCCCUACAAGUGCAACCACUGCGGUCGCAGUUACAAGCAGCGCAGCUCCCUUGAAGAGCACAGAGAGAGGUGCCAUGUGUAUAUCCAGAACAAAGGCAACGCUGAGAGAGCCGGUGAGGACACCCACGUGUCCAGGACUACUCACAUGGGCACGGAGCGCGCUCUGCUACUGGACAGAUUGGCGAGCAACGUGGCCAAACGCAAGAGCUCUAUGCCACAGAAGUUCACUGGGGACAACGGCGUGUGUCUGGACCUGAGCUUCAACAGGGAGCUGAUCCACCGCUCUGAUGUCAUGGACCCUCCGCUCACCUCCCCAGGAUCCGAGAACCACCACAGCCACCAGCCCCUCUACACAGGCCAGGACCCUGACUCUGCCUCCCCCCACAGAGCCUACCCCAUCCCCCUGAGCCGCGCUGACAUGAGCCCCCUGGCCCUCACCAAUGGUCACAAGCUUGAGCAGCAGCAGAGCACUGGUCUCGCCUACCUGCCCCGGCCCAGCCAGGGCCAACCUAGCAUGGACACACUCCACGCCGAUCGGGCCCAGCUCUCCCAGCCUCUCAUCUACAGCCUGGGGCACCUGCUGGGGCCCAGUCCCCACAACAGCCUCCCACGCCCCCAUAGCCAGGCUCACGCGCUCCCCAUGCCACCCAUAGAGGCUCUGAGGGUGGUAAGGAGCGAGGGGGAGGUAGGGGUUGGGGUAGGUACAGGAGCGGGGGCGGUGUACCCCUGCGGUCACUGCAGGGUGUGGUUUCUGGACUACGUCAUGUUCACCAUCCACAUGGGCUGCCACGGCUUCCGUGACCCACUGGAGUGCAAUGUAUGUGGCCACCGCAGCCGGGACCGCUAUGAGUUCUCCUCACACAUUGCGCGCGGCGAGCACCGCCUGGAGUUGAAGUAGUAUAGACACAUUUGCAGGUGAACACACACAUACACCCAUACAUGUAGUCAGACUCCUAAACGGAAUAAUGCAUACACAUUUAUACACUUACACACAUGAAUUGUGUACAAACAUUACAUACACACAAAAAUGAUCUCAGGGACUUUCCUUUUUGUUUUUAAUUAGCACCAGUAUUACCACACACACACACACACACACACACACACACACACACACACAAGGAAAUGUAGCAUUUCAGUAAUGUAGCAUUUAAAAUGUUUUGUAGAGGAUAAUCAUGCUUGACUCAAGUGCCAACAUUUAUUUAUGACAAAUAACAGUGUCAAAAGUAAAAGAGAUCAGGAUUAUCUGAAAGAUAAUCAUUUGAUCAAUAGUUAUUUUUCUAUCUAUGUUUUAUGUGGGACUACAUUUUAUUCUACUUCACUAAGCUGCGGAAUAACUUUUCUACAGAAAUAUAUAUGUGUUCUUCAUCUUAUUUUUUGGUGACUAUUCAACAGAAGUGUCAACAUAAAGGGGGUAAUCGGCAGUCAAUAUUUGGCAUUACCUUUGCCGUGCCUGCUGCUUUUAGGUUGGGAUAUACUACAGUGUGUCCAAAUAUACUCUGUAUGUACAGCAGUAGCAGUAGGACAUAGUACUGAGUACAUUUUACGUUCACUGCAAGCUGACUGACAGACUCUGUUGUACAUUUAGUUUUCCUUUGUAAACUACUGAGGUUCAAAAAUAAAAACUAGUUCAUUCAA